AUGCUUAGAUCACUGCAGCGUCUUGGCAAUCCAUCAGUAGCUCUUCCGCGCACAUUGAGUCCAUUUGCGAGGUACUCUUCUCGAAUGCUGAUGACACCGAAACUAUCCACAUCCAUGAUUGUUCAACACAGCGCACGAAUCCCUAAGCCGUUUUACACAGCCUGUCAAAACCACGGAUUUCACACGAUAACACCUCUUUUCAAGGAGCAAGAACCUAAUGUCAAUAGCAAGCAACACCAGAUGCUGAUUGGGUUUACAUGCAAAGUCUGUAAUGAACGCUCUCAUCAUACCAUGUCCAAGCAUUCCUACACCAAGGGAGUAGUGUUGAUACAGUGUCCUGGCUGUAAAAACCGUCACCUGAUUGCAGACAACCUAGGAUGGUUCAAGGAUAGUAGAACAACGGUAGAGGAUCUUGUCAAGGAGAAGGGUGAAGCCAUUCGCAAGAUUAUUGUGGAUGAUCAAGGUGUAGAGCGAUUGGGCGACUUGAUGGAAUGGCUGCCAGAGAUUACGGAGGAGGAAAAGGCCAAGAAGGAGGAAGCUAAAUUGAAAGCAGAGGAAUUGAAAAAAUCGCAGGAGCAACACAAGGACCAAGAGUAA
Molecule: messenger RNA, 597 nt
Organism: Mucor velutinosus
Lineage: Eukaryota; Fungi; Mucoromycota; Mucoromycetes; Mucorales; Mucoraceae
Exons: 1
Coding region: 1-597 (198 amino acids)
Biological process (GO): protein folding; protein stabilization; protein import into mitochondrial matrix
Cellular component (GO): mitochondrion
Molecular function (GO): zinc ion binding; protein-folding chaperone binding
Source: RefSeq, a predicted model, not a curated record